AUGGAAAACACCCAAAUUGCAAUGGAAGAAAAGCUAGGGUUCUUGAAGGUACUCAACAAAGCCUUCACAAUUCCCCUCAAGAAUCCCCAUUUCAUCAUCUUCGCCGUCAUCACCUCCACUCCCUUGUUUUGUUUCAUGUUUACGUCUGAAACCAUUUUCCAGAAAGCCUUCCUUGAAACAGCCAAGAUCCUAUCAGAGGUUCCUCCUCCUCCUUUGCGAUGCUUCGACUGUAUUGACUCCAAGACACUAGGCCUUGUCGAAAAACUGUUUGAAAGGGUGUCCGUUACUUACCUCCUGAUGGUUCUCUUCUGUGUGGGAAUCCUGAAUCUCCUAGACUUCAUUGCCGUUACAGCCAUAGUUGAUUCAUCAUCACUUAUCUAUGAAGGAAAGAACACCAUGAAUCUCAAACACAUGUUGCAAAGACUCACCAACGAAACAAGGUUCAAAGGGCCUCUCAUCACAUCUGUUACUGUUCUUUUAUUGGCGUCUCUGAUCGUAUCCGGAUUGUUCUCACUGGCAACGUAUGUAUACAUUGCGUCACCGUAUGGAUUUUUCAUGGCUUUGUUUGGAGUGCUCUUUCUGGCUUUGUUAGCAAAAUUUAUCGAGUGGAGUGCAAUAUGGAACAUGGGUAUUGUAAUUUCCGUACUAGAAGAAAAACAAGGGGAUGUAGCUUUAUUGAUCUCGUCGUAUCUAAGCAGAGGUGACCGGAAACAUGGAUUUCUCUUUGUGCUUGUUUUCUUCAUCUGGACGGUUGUUUUGAGGUUAUCGUGCCUUUAUCUGCGGUGGCUUGUGGGAGGAAGUGGCAUGGUGAUCUUAGCAUCAUAUGCUUGCUUGGUUUGUUAUGGGAAUGUGAUGAAGUGGGUAGUAUUUGUAGUGUACUUUUACGAUUGCAAGAGGCGCGGUCAAGAGAAGAAGAAUGGUGUCGCGGAGGAGAGUCACGCGAUUGCAUGA
Molecule: messenger RNA, 951 nt
Organism: Rhododendron vialii
Lineage: Eukaryota; Viridiplantae; Streptophyta; Magnoliopsida; Ericales; Ericaceae
Exons: 1
Coding region: 1-951 (316 amino acids)
Source: RefSeq, a predicted model, not a curated record